Messenger RNA from Miscanthus lutarioriparius, 996 nucleotides. Lineage: Eukaryota; Viridiplantae; Streptophyta; Magnoliopsida; Poales; Poaceae. The record is from the annotation of a GenBank genome assembly.
AUGCAAAUCUCAACUUUCAACUUCAGUUGGAUUCGAUAUGCACUUAUGUUUAUACUUUACAGUAGGGGACACAAAUUCGUGGAAGUUAUGGAUCUGAAGGCUAUCCAAGAGUGGACAUCAUGCGAAGCAGCAGAGUUCAAGGCACUUUUUGCUGAGUUAAGGAAUGAAAAAUCAUGUGACAGGAUGGAAGUGCUUGAAAAGAGGUUCCCUUCAAAGACUAUUCACCAGUUGAGAGAUAAAUAUGCUGAAGUCUUUGCAGAUAUGCUCUAUGGUGAGAUAGAUGAUGAACCCAUCAGAGAUGACACAACUAGUGAUUUGCGUGAUUGGUACAAACUUUUAGAAGGAGACACCCAUGACUCAGUUCUGGGACCAUCAGUGGAAACAUCUGUGUUCCAACCUUCCAAACAAUUGGUAUUAAAAGCAACUAGAGAUCAGGAGGAAAUUCAAAAGCCACACUGUGAAUCAUCACGGAAGGAGAGACAAACUUGGACUGCUGAGGAACACAGGCAAUUUCUACAUGGUGUACAACAUUUUGGGCGAGGGAAAGGAAAACCAAAUGCAUCAAGCAUCCCACUGCCAGUCCUAACAGAGGACAUGGAUAUUCUGCAUGAUCUAACACAAGGAAUGCCUCAUUUUGGGCAAGCGAGUAACAAUCCAAGUAACUUAGCAGGACAGACAACACAUUGCAAUCAUACAAUCGAGAGCUUCUUCCAGUGGCAAGGCCCAGGCACCGCGUCACCAAGAGAGCAGUGGAAUGUCCUGCUUGCUCAAAGCAGGACUGAACAGUGGACCUGGCCUCGCCGCAAGAGACGUCUUGCUGCAACCACCAAAUGUAGGCGCAAGAAUAACAGAAGAACACUCCCCGAUGCCCUCACUGCCCAAAUCCCACAAGAAGUUCUGCAAUUUGCACAAGGAAGUGACAGCGGAGCAAAGUUAUCAUGUGAGAUGGUGCCCAUCAAAGGGCGCGAUCUACGCACAACCAUACCGCCAUUCUGA